AUGUCAAAAACUUUAUACACAAUGGAUGCUGAAUUAAAAGAAUUGGCUGUUUCACUUUACGAAAUAAAUGCAUUAAAGUUUGGAGAAUUUGAAACUAAAAUCGGUUUAAAAACUCCAGUGUACUUUGAUUUACGAGUAAUAAUCUCGUAUCCAAAAGUAAUGGCUCGUUUGGCUAAAACAUUAUGGAAACUUUCAGAAGACUGUUCGAAAGUAGAUCAGAUUUGUGGUGUUCCCUAUACAGCUUUACCAAUAGCCACUUUAAUAUCUGUUGAUACUGACAUUCCUAUGUUGAUUAAAAGGAAAGAAGCAAAAACAUAUGGUACAAAAAAGAUGGUAGAAGGUCAUUUUAAGCAAGGAGACCACUGUAUAAUUAUUGAGGAUGUGGUUACUAGUGGUAGCAGUAUCUUAGAAACUGUACAAACUCUAAGAAAAGAAGGUUUAAAAGUAACAAAAACUCUUGUAGUAAUUGACAGGGAACAGGGUGGUAAAAAGAACAUUGAAAAUCAUGGAAUUCAAAUGAAAAGUCUGUUCACAGUUACUAGAUUGAUGGCAUACCUUCUAGAGACUAAUAAAAUCAAACCAUACAUUGUAAAAGAAGUAACUGACUAUUUGUUGAAAUACCAAGCACCUAUUGUUUUUGUUCAAGACGUUCCAGAAAAACGAUUAAAGACCCCGUUUCACGUUCGUGCAACCAAAGCUAAAAAUGAAAUUGCAACCAAGCUUUUUAAUUUAAUGGAAGCAAAACAAUCCACUCUAUGUUUAGCAGUGGAUUUGACUAAAGUGGACGCGAUUUUAGAGUUGGCAGACUUAAUAGGACCGCACAUUGUGGUUUUAAAAACGCAUGUUGAUAUAAUAGAAGAUUUUAAUAACGAUUUUAUAAAGCGCUUGAAGGAAUUAGCUAAAAAACACGAUUUCUUAGUGAUGGAGGAUAGAAAGUUUGCCGAUAUCGGUAACACAGUAUCCUUGCAAUAUGAGAAAGGCAUUUAUAGAAUAGUAGAAUGGGCAGAUAUUGUUACAGUACAUGCCGUUGCUGGUCAAAGUAUCAUCGACGGUUUAAAACAGGGUUUGAAACAUGUAACUGAACCACGUGGUAUUUUUAUAUUAGCAGAAAUGUCUUCCAAGGGUGCUUUGACGAGCGGUGAAUACGCACAAAACGCGGUAUCCAUCGCGCAAAGUUCAGACAUGGUAACCGGUGUCGUUUGUCAAUCAAAUAUUUUCUCGACUAUAGGACUUGUUCAAUUGACACCUGGAGUAAAGUUGUCGAAAAGUUCCGAUAAUUUAGGACAGCAAUACAAUACUCCAGAAUCGGUUAUAAAUUCUGGGGCCGAUUUAACUGUAGUCGGUAGAGGUAUUACCGAAGCACAAGAUAAAUUAGCUGCAACGCUGGAAUAUAAAAAGGAACUUUGGACAGCUUACGAGAAACGAAUAUCGAACCAAUAAUUUUAGCUAUUCCUCAAAUAACUAACAUUACGGUACGAGGAAAAUAUAUAUUCUUUUUAUUAUUUUUGAAAAUAUGUGCGCAGCAUUUAAAAACUGUAAUUAAUUAGGUAACAAUUAGUCUUUUUAGACUGUAAAUAGAACGAUACGUAAAUUUACAAAGAUUUCAAUGUAUAUAUAUUAUACAACAAUACAUUGAUCUAUUCACAGUUUUGUACAAAAGAUUCAAAAUAUAUUCACAUGUUCCCGUUAACCCUGAUACAGUAUAAUAUGUCCAUGUGGUAUUAUACAAAAAUCGUUAUAUUUAUACCUGUACACUGUACCUCUUUUGUAUAAAAUGCGAUUAGAUUAAUCUUUUUUUCUCAAUCUCAUAGAUUAUGUGUAUAAAAUAUAAAUAUUUUACAAUGUUACGUGUAUGCUACACUGUCAUGAAAUACAUAUAUAUUUUCCAUAAUGAA
Molecule: messenger RNA, 1895 nt
Organism: Osmia lignaria (orchard mason bee)
Lineage: Eukaryota; Metazoa; Arthropoda; Insecta; Hymenoptera; Megachilidae
Gene: r-l
Product: rudimentary-like
Biological process (GO): 'de novo' pyrimidine nucleobase biosynthetic process; 'de novo' UMP biosynthetic process
Molecular function (GO): orotidine-5'-phosphate decarboxylase activity; orotate phosphoribosyltransferase activity
Source: RefSeq, a predicted model, not a curated record